Messenger RNA from Plenodomus lingam JN3, 681 nucleotides. Lineage: Eukaryota; Fungi; Ascomycota; Dothideomycetes; Pleosporales; Leptosphaeriaceae. The record is from RefSeq and is a predicted model, not a curated record.
AUGAGCUUCUCACACCUUCACCCAUCAUACGACAUAAGAUAUUUUGUCGAUCAUUACGACUUUGGCCUCAUUGGUCGAGGAACAAUCGUAGACAUUGGCGGUUCCCAAGGUCAGGUCAGCGUAGCCAUUGCCGAGCGCUUCCCCGACAUCACCUGCAUCGUGCAAGACCUCCCCGAGACCAUUGCCCACUUGAAUGUACCCGAUUCCCUGAGCCAGCGCGUGCUAGGCAUGGCUCACGACUUUUUGAAGCCACAGCCUGUGCGUGGCGCAGACAUUUAUCUCCUGCGCUGGAUUCUGCACGACUGGUCGGACAAGUACAGCAUUACCAUUCUGCGGAAUCUGGUACCAGCUUUGAAAAAAGGCGCCAAGAUCGUGAUCAACGACAUUUGCAUCCCAGAUCCAGGACAGGUGUCUUUACGCGCGGAACGCUUUCUUCGGUGUGUUUCCUUUCUUUCUCUCUCUCUCUCUCUCUCUCUCUCUCUCUGUCUGUCUCUCUGGGCUGGUGCUAACUGGUGCAGUGCAAUGGACAUAUCGAUGAAGGCCUUCAACAACGCUCGAGAACGUGACGCAGAAACGUGGCAAUGGCUGUUCAGGAUGGCCGAUCAAAGAUUCGCGUUCAAGGAAAUCGUUCUGCCCCAGGAUGCUCGUAUGGCUGUCAUAACGGCCGAAUGGACUGGCUGA